Cladophialophora immunda is the source of this 1851-nucleotide messenger RNA. RefSeq lists its product as uncharacterized. The coding region runs from base 132 to 1460 and encodes 442 amino acids. The transcript has 3 exons. The record is from RefSeq and is a predicted model, not a curated record. Lineage: Eukaryota; Fungi; Ascomycota; Eurotiomycetes; Chaetothyriales; Herpotrichiellaceae.
GAUUCUCCUGGUCCAAAAAGUGUCCCUUGCCCAUGCAGUUCUAGAUCUGCCCUGACUAAACUCCCAUUGCUCCUCGCACAUGGUCUCUUCCGCCGCCGUCUGUCUCUCCCUCUGCGCAGCCCUUCACCACCAUGUCUAAUCCCAAAGUCGCCGCCGAUUUCGACGCAAUAAUUCAGGCUGACCGACAGCGCAAAAAGAAUGAAGCGCUGGCAAACGAGAUCUUUGGCAGAAGUAAAGCGAACAAGAACGCUCCCAGAAGCACAAGCAAAGGCUCUUUACGGACCCCUGACCUCGCGAGUCGCAUCACAAAGCGAUCUUCGUCUGUGACCAGUUCAGGCUCUUCCCGUAACCAUCUAUUCACUCCUCCGUCAAGGCCGUCCUCAACAAACCCUCAAAAUGCACGCUCGUCUCGCCUCGCCUCCGCGCUCGAGUCUCCCCAAGCCAACGUCAUAUCCCCCCAACCAAAACCAAGAGGCUCUGGUCUAAGCAUUAAAGGCAAGGCAGGCCCCUUCGUGGUGGAAGCCAGCAAUUUCGCCCCUGGUACGACGGCGGCCGAUAUCGAAUCUGCCCUACAAGCGGAAACGUUGGACGAGAGCGGUGUCAGCGGAAUGCUCUCGUGUCGCUUGGUCAAGACAAGUCCAGUUGUGGUGGCGGAGUUGGUGUUUACUGAAAGACAGAUCGCGGACCAGAUUAUAUCCACGUACAACAAUCAGAAAGCAGACGGACGUAUCUUGCGACUUUCCCUCAAGCGACCUGGUCCAGGCUCGACCUCUACACCGCAGUCCAAUCAAUCGAACCUCGAUCCGGCGCCUGAAGCGCUGAUACCAGAAACACAGACACAGCCUGGAGAUGAGAACACCAUGGAGGACGUGGAGAUGGAUACAGAGGGGGCGGCUUCCUACGACGAUCGACGUACCCGGGAACCCAGAAACGCCGACGCGGACGUCCAAGAUGGAAGCUACGGCUUUGAAGAACCGCUGCCUCCUGAUGCGCACGCACGCCACGCUGAGCGCAGGAGAGACGAGGAUCGACGAGACCGAGAGCGAAGCUACGAGCGCGACCGCGACCACGACCGCGACCACGACCGCGACCACGAACAGGACCGAGAACGAGAGAGAGAUCAUGAUCGUGAUCGCGACCGCGACCGCGAUCGAGACCGAGACCGAGACCGGGACAGGGACCGAGAUCGCUAUGACCGUCGCGAUGCUCGUCCUGCGGGACGCGGCUCCUAUCGUCGUGACGACAGACCCGACACCUACAACUCGCGGCCUUCGCACUACGGCAACGGGGUCGGCGGGGCUCCCGGGCCUGGCAGAGGGAUAUUUGGCGGUGGUGCACCGGGCCCUUUCCCGCGCGGCGGAGGUCGGAUGUACAGCGACGACGGGAUGCGCGGGGGUCGGCGAGGCGGCGGACCAGGCGGGUUUGGGCCUGGCGGCUAUCCGAGAAGAGGAGGGUACUAGUGAUGCCCUGUCCCUCUGUGUCUUGGAUGUCCUUAGCAGCUUGGAUCGAGCUGGGGACGGAGAGCGCAGCCGCAGCGACGUCGACGUGGGCGUGGACGCGGGCGUCGACGUCGACGUGGAUCGGCUCAGCCAUUGUGUGUGAUUUCCAUCCAGCAUACCGCCACAGUUGUCGUAUCGUCUCGACCACGUUUUCGAUGUACUUCUACGGCGAAAGGAGGAGAAAGAAAAUCAACCAGAGCUCUGAUCUGCGGAGGGCCAAACCAUGUAAGAGGGCAAGCAUCCCAAUCUACCAGCCCACAUGGGUAGUGGAGAGGACAAAAAUCCAAAAGAGAAGAAAAAACAAAUCAUGAAAAAGACCUUGUGAGCCCGUAACUCCGUAUCUGUUUCCUGU